UUUCGUGUAAAAUUUACCUUUGUUUGAUUUGAACAUUCAGUUAUUUCUAUAAAAGCCAAUUGGCAUUUAACGUUGUAAUAUACCUUGACUAUCUGCCAAUAAAAGAAAAAUAGUCAAAACAAUGUACAUGCAAUAUUAUGUGGGUUCAAGGUGCUAGCUCAAAUACUGUUUCCAAAGAAAAUGACAAAAUGAACCAGUCUGGAACUUCAUGGAUGGAAGGAACGUUGUGGAAAUGGACAAAUUAUUUUUCAGGCUGGCAGUCACGUUGGUUUAUUCUUGACAAUGGAAUCCUUUCCUAUUACAAGUCUCAAGAUGAUGUCGAAAAUGGCUGUAAGGGUUCCAUUAACAUGUCAGUUUGUGAUGUUAUUGUCCAUCCCACAGAUGCCAGCAGGAUUGACCUGAUCAUUCCAGGUGAGCAGCACUACUAUGUGAAAGCCUGCACACCACAAGAGAGACAGACAUGGCUGGUGGCUCUGGGCAGCUGUAAAGCUUGUCUUGCUGAUGGCAAGGGAGGAACCAUUGGACAGAGAGCAACUAGAGGAGGCCACACCGCUCCUCAGUGCCACCUGUGAUAUAUUUAUAAAAACCCUGGAGGCGUGUAUGAGCAUGGCUGAGGAGUACAUCACCAUGGAGGUGCCCACUCAACUAGUUGUAGAUGGCUCAUUGUCCUCUCCCUCUCCUACUAGUACUCCCACUGGAAUGCCUUUUACUGUACAUGGGCAUCUCAAGAAGCCAAGAACACAUCGGUCUGGGUCAAUAGACAAACACUCCCCCAGGGGUCAGAAAAGUCACCAGCAUCGUCAUAACCUUGAUAGCCUGGCCAGCAUGACAACCUAUACAAAGCAGCAAAGCAUAUCUUCCUCUGGGACCAGCUCAAACUCUCCCACAGACCAUCCAAAUACCUCUGCCAUCAAAACACAUGAAUGGAAUCCACUCUACAAGCAGGCUAAAGAGGAGACCAAUGGCAGAAUGCCAGAAGGCGAGGGGGAUGAGGCUGUCCAAAGUAGGAUGGUGCAUACCUUCUUCUCUAACAUGAAACCUAG
Lingula anatina is the source of this 1043-nucleotide messenger RNA. RefSeq names its product pleckstrin homology domain-containing family A member 8. Gene Ontology annotation, cellular component: cytosol; early endosome; membrane. Gene Ontology annotation, biological process: intermembrane lipid transfer; endosome organization; receptor recycling. The record is from RefSeq and is a predicted model, not a curated record. Gene Ontology annotation, molecular function: ceramide 1-phosphate binding; ceramide 1-phosphate transfer activity. Lineage: Eukaryota; Metazoa; Brachiopoda; Lingulata; Lingulida; Lingulidae.